AUGUCCGAUCGAACUGGCGCCAUUGGUCGUGAAGGCUUGGAUGCAGCUCGGGUCAUUCUCCUCACCGCCUCCUCAGAUUUCGAUCGUGACUCAAAUCGCCACGUGCCAGCGACUGUCAGUCAUGUGGUCUCGCUUGUGGGUACGGUAAAGCACAAAGCUAGUGCAAUCGAUGAAGCUGGCUGUCUUGUGUUCCUCCUUGUACUUAUUUACCGCUAUCGAUUCGGUCGGCUAGUUGGGCAUUACCAUGACAAGGUUCCUCCGCCAUCGAUUAUAAGAGUUCUCUUCGUUUUCCACAACCUCGGAAAUACCCUCGCAUUACACCGCCCCCUCCCUAAUCAGCGGUGGAAAAACGAUAUCUCCAUCCGGUUUGGUUCAUCGGAGAAAGCGGAGACACGUGAUUGUGUCGUGGGUGGGUGGGGCAAUUUCCACUCUCGCUUGUUGGCGUCUCGGCACGCUAUAGUACCAACCUGGUUAACUUGGGCUGGUCCGGCUACUUUGGGGCAACUCAAGCGAGUGUGCCGCGGCCUCGUAAAAUUCUCGGGCCUAUUUACUUCGACAGAUGCUCUCCAAGUUCAGUCAGUCAUGCAAAUGCGUGUCGCUGACUUGCGCGCUUUCUUCAAGGGUCUGCUCCACCUUCCGUCUUUAGUUCCCAAACGCCCAACCAGCGACUCUCCCAACCGUCGAGGAAAUCGUCAGAUGUACAGUAAACCCCCCAAAGUCCUUGCCGGACGGUAUCUCCUCGGUGGGACGAUCGGACGGGGCAGUUAUGGCAAGGUGAAGGAUUGCAUUGACCUCGUCACGCUGCGCCGCUGCGCCGUGAAAAUAGUCUCCAAACUCGGUGUUCGCAAAAUUCCCGGUGGCUGGUCGCAGGCCCUAACAGAAGCCUGCAUCCUCCGGAGUCUGGCGCCGCACCGCCACAUAGUCGCCGUGGCAACCGUGCUGCGCCUCACCGCGCCCGACCGCGUCGCCCUCGUGAUGGAGCACUGCCUGGGCUCGGUGCACGACCUCCAGGCGGCCGGGGUGCACGCCUCCUUCCCCGUCUCCCCCCCUACCGGCGCCGACGGCGACGACGACGCCGCUGACACUCCCACCGGCGCCGUCAACGCCCCCCACCCACACCUGCACUCCACCACGGAGGCCUUCCAUCGCACCUCAACGCUACCAACCAUGGACGACGUCGAGGCUCCGAUGCAUUCUUACGGCAAACCGCCGGCAGUCGCUGGCCUACGGAAGCAGUCGGCUUUUGAUUGGUCGCAGGCCCACCACCCCAAGGCAGACCAAUCGGAAGCCGGCACGUUGGGUUUUCAGCAGUUCAGAAGGCUUCCGGAAGCCCAGGCGCACGCUUAUUUCAUACAGCCGGCCAACCUGCUCAUCACCCCAGCGCCAGGAUCGGGCUUGGAUCCGUCGGCCAUGCUCUCCCACGAGUACACCGAUUGCGUCGGCACCUACCACCCCGGCCUGGUGCCGUUCAGUCCGGAGGAGGUUCUGCGGCUAUCUAGGGGGUAUCUGAUCAAAUUGGCGGAUUUCGGUGUGUCCGUCUCGAUACCCACCUUCACCCCCAGUGUGCAACAAUGUUGUCACUGCCUCCUGCGCCCUGAACCCUUCAGCUACCCCUCCCAAUGUAGUCUUGUAGCGUACAGCACCCGACACCCUUUGUCCCAA
Messenger RNA from Mesocestoides corti, 1662 nucleotides. Lineage: Eukaryota; Metazoa; Platyhelminthes; Cestoda; Cyclophyllidea; Mesocestoididae. The record is from the annotation of a GenBank genome assembly.